CUCAAAUUCAAAAUCGAAAACAAAAUCCAAAACAGCAACAAAAAAAAUAUCAACAACCAAAAUGUCAACAUUACAACAACAACAACAACAACAACCGCAACAGAAUCGUUCGAUUUCUAUUUCGACAACAAAUAAUAAUCAUCAACAACAAACUGCUUCUUGUACUGUUCGAAGCAGCAACAGCAGCAGUCGAAAUAGUGUACAUAGAAAACUAAAUUCAUUUAGAAUUUUUCUAAAAAAAUAUCAAAUUUGGUUUAUAUUUUUAUUUAUAUUUUUAGCAUUAAUAUUGUUGAUUUUAUUUUUAAAUUUUAUAUUUAAAUCAUAUCAUCAUCAUCAUUCAUCAUCAACCGAUUCUUCAUCAACCGAUCCAUCAACCGACUCUUCAUCGACACCAUCAACCGAUCCAUCAUCGGAUAAUGCAUUUACCGAAGAAUGUGUUCAAAUUCAUAAUAAAUAUCGUUCAAAACAUGGUUCAAAACCGGUAAAAUCAUCCAUUGAGUUGGAAAAAAUUGCUGCAAAACGUGCCGAUAAACUAGCCAAAAUGGAUAAAUUAAUACACUUGCCACAAGAUCCAAAUCAACAUUUUGGUGAAAAUCUUUAUAUGAUUUAUGGUUCAUUAAGUAAUUGUCAAAUAGUAACAAAAGCAUGGUAUGAUGAAUUCCAAGAUUUUAAUUAUGAUUUUCAAAAUCCUCAAUAUACAUCAAAUACUGGUCAUGCAACACAAGUUAUUUGGGCCGGUACUCAAGAAAUUGGUUGUUCACAACGUAAAUUUUUUGAUCAAUCAAAUAGACCACAUCAAUAUACUGUUUGUAUGUAUAAUCCACCUGGUAAUAUGAUUGGUGAUUUUAAAAAUAAUGUUUUACCACCAUCACAUUGAACGAACGAACGAAAAAAAUCGAUAAUUUUACCCCUCCGGAA
Molecule: messenger RNA, 918 nt
Organism: Dermatophagoides pteronyssinus (European house dust mite)
Lineage: Eukaryota; Metazoa; Arthropoda; Arachnida; Sarcoptiformes; Pyroglyphidae
Source: RefSeq, a predicted model, not a curated record